Messenger RNA from Dicentrarchus labrax (European seabass), 5058 nucleotides. It is a transcript of the gene hyal4, whose product is annotated as hyaluronidase-4. Bases 284 to 1831 code for a protein of 515 amino acids. The record is from RefSeq and is a predicted model, not a curated record. Lineage: Eukaryota; Metazoa; Chordata; Actinopteri; Moronidae. The transcript is spliced from 5 exons. Gene Ontology annotation, molecular function: hyalurononglucosaminidase activity. Gene Ontology annotation, biological process: hyaluronan catabolic process; carbohydrate metabolic process.
UGUCUUUCAGACUGACAGAGGGAAUGAAUAAAAGUCUUUUGGACGUACGGCGCAGAGGGCCACCAUGACCCCUGCGGUGACCCCAAAGAAGAGACCCCCACCUCACCUGCUAAUUAUUGGUCGGUGUGCAGCAUCUACAGGCGAGCUGUUAAACUCAGGAAAGUGGAGAGACAGAAAAGGCAGGGGAGAGAGGGGAUGACAUGCAGCAAAGGGCCUUGGGCCGGAUUAAACCUGACACACGCUCUACCCAGAUGAUUGACAGCUGCUCCUUCUGAACUCCAGGAUGCCUGUAGUGCCAGUGGGCGGGACAUCCUCCUCCCACCAUGUUGUACCUGUUGCCCUCACCUGCUCCUGGCUGCUCCUGCUCUUCCACGCCGCCUUCGGUCAGAAACCCGCCAAGCUGCCCUUGAUUGGCCGGAAGCCCUUCAUCGCAGCCUGGAACGCCCCGCUGGACAUGUGCAUCAUCAAGUACAAUGUUACCACCAACAUCGACCACCUCUUCCACAUCCACGGGAGCCCGCGUGCUGAUUGGACGGGCCAGAACGUCACCAUCUUCUAUGCCAACCGGCUGGGCUACUACCCCCACUACACGCCACAGGGCGUUCCUGUGCAUGGCGGCCUGCCUCAGAACUGCAGCCUGGACCUGCAUCUGUUCAAGGCCUACCAGGACAUUAACCACUUCAUCCCUGCAGAGGACUUCCGUGGCCUGGCUGUCAUUGACUGGGAGUUCUGGCGGCCUCAGUGGAACCGUAACUGGCACAAAAAAGACAUCUACCGCCGCAAGUCAAAGGAGCUGACCGCCAAGGCGUAUAUCAACGUGACGGAGGCACAGGUGGAGGAGCUGGCACGGCGGCGGUUUGAGAAGAGUGCCAGGGCAUUCAUGCAAAGGACUAUCCAGCUGGGGAUACGCCUUCGCCCCAAUGCUCUCUGGGGUUUCUACCUCUACCCUGACUGCCACAACUACAACCUGCAUGAGCAGAACUACACAGGCUUCUGCCCUCUGCUCGAGAGGCUGAGGAACGAAGAGCUGGUGUGGCUGUGGAACAGCAGCACAGCACUCUUCCCCUCUGUGGCAAUCAGGAAAAGUCACACCAACAGCAUCAGCAACCUGCACUUCUCCCAGCACAGAAUCCGAGAGUCGCUACGGGUUGCCUCGCUGACUUCCAAAGAGUACGACCUCCCCACCUAUGUGUACCUGAGGCUGGGCUACAGAGACGAGGCCCUGACCUUCCUCACCGCAAAAGACUUGAUCCACACCAUCGGGGAGAGUGCUGCACUGGGAGCUGCAGGAUUUGUCAUUUGGGGAGACCUGAACCUGACCUCGUCCAGGCACAACUGCACCAAGGUGAAAUCCUUCCUGAGACAUCGCCUGGGCCAGUACAUCACGAAUGUGACGCGAGCUGCUGAAGUCUGUAGUGACUUCCUGUGCCAGGGGAAUGGCCGCUGUGUCCGUAGAGACCCCCUCGCCCACCAUUACCUCCACCUGAGUGCCAAAAGCUACCGCAUCCGGCUUUCUGUUGAUGGGAACUUUGCCGUUACUGGGUGGCACUCACAGCACGAGCUGCAGCUGCUGACUGAGAGGUUUCGCUGCCACUGUUACGAAGGCCAUGAGGGCGAGGACUGCGACAGCAUCAACAUAGUGAGGGAGGAUGACAGGCCGUGGAGGAACGAGGAGGAGGACGAGCAGGAGAGGCGGAGAACGGAGUGGGAGGACGAGCAGGGUGAACGGUGGGAGGGAGGGGAGAGUGUGGCACCACUGACCAGCUAUAGCCUUCAGCUGAUUUUGUUGAUGAUCCUGUUGAACUUAUUGUUGGUAAAGACGGCCGUAUGACGCAGUUUGCAAAAAAUAGGUUUCAACAAAGCUGUGUGCAGAUGUUAGUUUUUCAACACACAGACAGCAUAAUGUCUUAGAUUUAAGAAGAAGACAAACUGGUCUUUGGCUGAAUUUGAACUAAGGACGUCUGUCGUCUAACCAUCACAAUGUGGCCCUUGUCAAAGUUGCUCAAAUCCUCACGCUGCCCAUUUUUCCUACUUCUAACACAUCAAGUGGAGGACAAAAUGUUCACUUGCUGCCUGAUAUAAUCCACCCACUGACAAGAGCCAUGAUAACCAGAUAAUCAGUGUUAUUACCUUCACCUGUCAGUGCUCAUAAUGUUAUGGCUGAUUGGUGUAAGUUUUGCUCAUGGCCAUUAGAGGAACUUAAGCUGAUCGCCACAAUGAUCACACACUCAGCUGAGGGCGUUUGCAUUAAUGGUGAAAUGUGAAAUGAAAACAAAGCCUUUUUCUCUGAUCACUGCUGUGUUGAAAAGUAACAUGUCUAAAAACACCCUUUUAAAAGGAGUGUAAUGGCAAUUUACAUGACACCAGGGUUUGGCCUGUUGGUAGAUAAAGGUUUGGUUAAUUGUACAGUUAAACUGAGCUGUAUUUGACUACAGCAAAAACAUGCACUUCCUUUUGUGUCAACAACUGCAGUUCUUCCAAGAAUGUUAAUUAGUAAAUGUAGGAAAGGAAAGGAAAGGGAAGGUUUGAAAAGUGUCACUGCAGAAUGAGGAUCAGACUGCACAUUUUUACUUUUCACACUUAAAAAGAAUUGCAGUAAAAUGUGGCUUGCUGUGGAAUGAUCCUCCAGUUUGUUUUGUGGAAACACAAUAACCAAGCCUUUCAAUGAAAACCAAAGGGUGCUAAUACUACCACACAACCAUAUGUAGGAAAAUAAUCACUAACAUUUAAUGCUUGGUCUGGUGUUUUUGAAGCAAUCCUGUCUCCUAUGAAUUAUGUUUCUACAUUACAAAAUUGUUUUAAGAAUUACAUUGUGAUGACAACCAAUACCUGCCUGAAUUAUGUUCAGAGAUAAACAUUUUUGAAACACCACAUUUAUGUGGCAAGGUGGAGUGAUAAAGCAGGUGGUUGGGGUGGACUGUGGACGUACAAAGUGCACACCACAGUUCUGGGGUUCAUGUCCAGACCUAGCUGAGGUAAAGGAAAGAUCAUGAUUUUAGUCAAAUGGACUGUUUUCCUAGGUUGCCUAUUUUGGCGGAAAUCAAUGAAAUACAUUGUCAGUGAACACUUCACUAAUAAGUUCAAUGUUUGUUUUUUUUGUCAGGUAUGAUAAUUAACAUUUCCUCAUUAUGUUAUUAGAAAACAUAAUUUGGUUUCCCUCAAAACACUUGCUGUUGCAAAUUAGUUGUAUAUAAAUCUAAGUUCUAGGAGGCAAGGCUGUUUUGAAGACAUCCUUUAAGAAUUUUUGUUUAUUUCUAAUGGCAUGAAGCUUUAACAAUAAGCUGUUAUUUUACUUGACAUUAUACAUUGUGUAUUUUUUGUACUGUUGCUUACAUAUUCUUGAAGUACAGCUUGUAAGGAAAUGCCUCAUAUUUGACCCUUUUGGGACGUGGCGUGCUCAUGUUUUAGGUGCUAUUCAUUUCAAAAUAUUAUGUAUCUGUAGCUUUUCUAUAUGGAUGUAAGUAUAAGAAUAGAGGAUCAGGUUUGUUUUUCAAUGAUUACUGUAUGUAGACGAUGAUGUUACUAUAUCUCAGUUUAGAGGAAUCAAAUCAAAUGUGUGAUAUCUCAUCUUGUGGAAGCAGUUAUGUCACUGAUGAACAUUACUGUAGGUAUGACGAUACACUGAACAGGAUAUAAAAGAUGGCACAUACUAAAUCUGAAUACAUGACUCAGUGGCUCUCUCUGGUCCUUUGGUUCUUCAGUGCCUACUGCUUUCCAAAGUUGGUGGUUUCAGUUCAAACCAAAGUUGAAAUAUAGAGCAGUACAAAAGUGUAAAGGGGACUAAAGUAUCAUCUUCUGCAAAAACAUGACUGGAGGCAGAAAGCUGACUAAAAACUGAAUGUAGGUUAAAGGGAAUUUAAGUCAAAUCGUUUGUACUUGACAUGGACCCAAACCUGAACCAAUCUGAGUUCAGAAAAACUGUUCUUACCAGUUUGUUGUUUUCUGUCUUGAUUUGUUUUUACCCAGACCAUUAACCCUCAGAGAACAGCUAUCUAGGAUGCUAAAGUUCUCCACUUAAAGUCCAUUAUUUAGGAGCUUUCAAACUUCAUUAUCAAAUGAAGUUUGCUCAGUUUUCAUACAUCUGUAGAUGUUUAAACUUUCAUUCGUCUAGUAGUUUGUAUUCCUGUCUACUUCUGCUAGGACACUCCAUUAACUUUAGGACCAUUAACCAUGUGCACAAUCUUUUCCUCACCUUAAUCAAGCAGUUAUAGUGACCUGAACCAUAGAAGUGACAGAGCAGAAAACACUCACAUGAAUUACCUGUAAUCAUUUUGGAAGACAGUGACAAACAAUUGUGUCCUCCAAAUAAGGCUGUAAACCAGAAAAAGGUCAUAUCGGUCGUUUUGGAGGGCAAAGACAAAUGGCAUGUAGUUGCAGUUUUUCCCACUCCAUUUGAAAUAUUUUCAACUAGCCUUUUCAACUCAGCACACUUUGUGCCUAGAGCAACUACAUUUCCAUUCAUGUCUUUUCAUAAUCGCAUCUCUCAGAAAAUAUACUAUAUGUUCAGUUUGAACAUAUCUUUAAAGUAAAUAAACAGCAGCAUUGUGUUUCUAUUUUUACUGCACACUAAGAGCUUAGUCACUAGAAAAAGCCUCUUGUGAAACUGACUUAUAAUUUGUUGCUAACAGAGUGUUCUGGGGUCCAGUCCAAGUGUAUCAUUGGUCAGAGACCUGGAGCAUUUUAAGCUUAACCAAAUCCAGUGGAGAGGUAGGCCUGAGACCUGGUUUGCGUUGGGUGGGUCAUCCCAAAGAUGUCUAAUGGUCUAUAGGUAGAGUUUCUCUAACUUUAUGGUCUUUUAAGUUAAACAUGUAGCAUGUUACAAGUCUCUGUAACCCUGAUCCUGGUUUGAACUGAAUCAGUACUUUCAUCUCAAACAAGCUUUCAGGUGAAGUUCAGUUCUGAAGAGCUUCACUUCACUCAGCUUGUUGCAGUAGCGCUUACUGCAGUGCACAAUGUUUUGUCUCUUAAGAUUGUAAACCAAAUAUGCAAGGACUAUGCAACACAUGAAAAAUGUUAUUUGAAUGUAAUUGCACUGCAAAUAAAGAAUUUCUUUCAGUA